Botrytis cinerea B05.10 is the source of this 4243-nucleotide messenger RNA. RefSeq lists its product as hypothetical. Lineage: Eukaryota; Fungi; Ascomycota; Leotiomycetes; Helotiales; Sclerotiniaceae. The record is from RefSeq and is a predicted model, not a curated record. Gene Ontology annotation, biological process: negative regulation of transcription by RNA polymerase II; chromatin organization. Gene Ontology annotation, molecular function: metal ion binding; chromatin binding. Gene Ontology annotation, cellular component: pericentric heterochromatin. Bases 446 to 4102 code for a protein of 1218 amino acids. The transcript is spliced from 3 exons.
GGUGAACUCAUGCGAUUGACCACAGUCACGUGACACCGCAUUCAAUCUUUGUUUGCGGUCGCGGUCGCUCGACUUCAAGUUGUUGCAGUCAAUUCAACUUAUCCCCAAGCAGAUAGCUUCCCCCAAAAGGAAUCAAGUAAAUGGAAAAUUUCGCUCUCUUUAUGUCCUGCAAUGCAAUCCUUCAAUCUCUGGUGCAACCCAUUCUAUUCCGUCAACAAAAUUUAAUUCAUCACACAUCAAAAUACUUUGUGCUAUCUAAAACCCAACAAACCAUUUUGCCUUCUGGCUAGGUACCUCUCAUAUUCUUCUUCCGUUUGACACCCCCAAAGUGAAUUGGUUUGACGUUGGCAAGAUUGAAUACAUUCUACCUCCCUCUACUUCUCUCGACCCCGUCAUUCGACCUUUAGUUUGGCAUCCUUCGUGCAUCUGAAAUUCAUGGUGCCAAAUGACUUCCAACCAACCGUCAAAAGAAGGGAGGUUCUCCUCACUUGAAGAAGAGGAGCUUUCCAAAAUUUCAUUAGAAACAACGGAUGAUGAGCAAUAUGGUUCGGAUCACGAGUUCAUUGUUGAACGCAUUUUGGCCCAAAAAACAGAAGGCGGCCAAAGGCUGUUUCUAAUUAGAUGGUCGGGAUUCCCAGAGGAAGAUUCAUCGUGGGAGCCCAGGAAGAAUAUAUUAGGUCAAAGCAUUCUUGAUGCUUGGAAAACACGACGAACUCGUGAGCUUCAGGGCUUAGAUGCACCGUAUGAUGUCGGAAGACUGGAAUCUUUAAAGAAGAUCGCUGGUGCUGAAAAAGCACAACGUGUUCGUUUGCGUCGUGAGAAGAGAAAGCGCCUGGGAAUAGUCGUAUCGCCUCACGAAUCUGAUGCAGAUAGUGUCGAUGAGUCGCAAACUUCAGUUCCUGGCCCGCUAGUUAACUCAGCUGCACUCAGGGAUGCAAGGAUUUCCGAAAGACAACAGCAAGUUCAAGCUACCAGAAAAUCUAAAGAACGUCAACAAAUCGACUCUGAUUCAUCGUCUGACGAACCACUAUUCGUAACUUCGCAGCGAAAGUCAACCUUGAGUGUCUCAUCUUCCAGCAAUCCACAAGCGCAGAAGGAGUCACAGAACGACGUUGUUUCUCAUGUGACCGCCAGCGAUGACCGACAGAAAGCAACAGCCGAGAGCUCUUCAUUAUCUAGAGGCAACCCAAAGAUUCGAGGAGGGGGAGGUGCCACGAGGGGAGGCUCUUCUUCACUGUCACAGAAUGUUUUUUUCAGUGGAAAAGCGCCCAGAAAACAAAAAGCGAGUUUAAUUGAAGCAGCGGCAGAUCCGUCAAAAGACCAGCGUCAUUUCAAGAACAGGCAUAUCCUCAGAAAAGCGGAACUGGCUGCGAGAACUUUACCAGACCAGCAACUAGAUCGUAGUGCUCUUCACCUGAUAAAUCCUUCGAGGGGUUCAUCCUCGUCCGUACAACGACCAGAAACUCUUUACAGAACUUCUUCCGCUCCUCAGACCGAAGAGCCAAUGGAAUUAGUUGAAUCACCUCUUGAGAAGCAAAAUAUCUCCCAGCGACUGCCUGCACUGCACCCAUCUGAAAUGGCAUGGGAAGAGGUACAGCAUAUUCCGUACGAGAAACGAACAAUUUGCUUCUUCUUUACUCAAGCCAGUGGGUGCCUUGAUAGUAGCUGUAAGUAUCUCCACAAGAACGAUCCCCUCCUACCCGUUGCCCCACCCCCAGAUGGAUGGUUUGGGUCGCAGAAAAUCUGCUUCUUCUAUAACCUGAAUGGAGACUGUAAAAAUGGAGAUAUGUGUAGCUCUCUGCAUGAAUCAAACCCCAAUAUUCCGGUUAGGAAGCCGCCCCCCGGAUGGGCAGCGCCAGAUCCGUCUACUAAAAUCAUGCCAACGAAAGUACGGCUCCCAGCCAGUGUCGAUGGUCCACAGUGGGUCUGCUAUUACUGGUACCAUGAUAAUAGUUGCACGAAAGGGGUUGACUGCAAAAUGGCACACUCAGCCGAUAACGACCUCCGAGUAGCAGCAAAACCUGGUUCUGUUACUUGUAGAUACUGGAUUCAGGGUCACUGUCGCAAUGGUAUAGACUGUUUUUUUGCGCAUGAAUCUCCUCAUAACGGUCGCUCGAUAUCCUACACGAGCCAACCUUAUUCUAACGCCGUUGAUUCCGAACCCCUAGUGGAGAAAAGUGUACAGCCUCCACUACACCAGUCAAAGGUUAUUCCGAUAUUCGGUGACGACGAUGCCAUAGAUUUUGAGAUGGACACAUUGUCUGACCUUUCCCCGCUUGAGUCAAAUAUUGAAGGCCUUGAAAGAUGUUUGAAUGAUCAUUUAGUAACCGAAACAGUAAACAUUACCAGUACCAAAAUUAAGACAGUCAAGUUUGGUCCACAGACGCAAUCUAUCAAGCUCGACUUCACAAGCCUUCCCCUACAUACUUCAGACUGGGCAAGAGCAUUUGUGAGUGCAGAGAUUUUGGAUUUCAACCAAAUAUGUACCAUAUACGACUUCAAAUUGAGAUACAGCCAUAUUCAACACUCUACUUAUUGGCAAGCUAGUAUCAGCACCGAUCCUACUGACCAAGAUGUAUGUGAUACGGUCAAAAACAUAGCUAAACAUCUCUGUCUUCAGAUGUCUGGUUUGGCGUGCAUCUCGGACAAUUACAUUAUUUUACUCUAUCCAGCCGUGGCUGAAGAAUGGAAGUAUUUGGAUGCAACACCUGAUUUAUCAACUGGCGCUACACUGAAAUACUCAGUUUUUGGUUCUCAAAGCCCUAUUCCAAGUUCCAUGGAAUCUGCCACAAUUGACAAAAUUUCAAUGACGGCUCUCUCCUCCAGUGACAUGAUGAUGAAAAGCUUCCAUCAUCUUGAUUACGAAAAAUUGACCAUAGACUUGAAACUCAAGGACCAGAAGCUCAAGAAACCUAUCACCUUCAACUUUUGUUUAAUAUUUCCUGUAUCUAAACAGCCUCUUGCGGGAUUGAUAGCAUCCUGGCUCAAGAGUUGUUCAAAAGACGACGGCAAGGUAUACAACUAUCAGAAGCCAGGAUGUUGGAACCAUUUCAAAAAGCAUGUCAACGCUGGAGCUGUGCUGAUACACUCAUCUGCGCUCAGUCUUAUCUCUGAUACAGAUCUCACACAUGGCAUGACGCUGGACGGGAUGAACUAUACAUUUUGGUGUAUUCAAGAUAGUACAUCUAAAGUGCCAUUCUCCCAAAUGCAAAAACAAUCUGAGCUGGGCCAAGUUUUUAUAAAACGUCUCUUACCUUUAGGGUAUACUAUACUCCUCACACCAAGUUUCUUGGUUGCAGAACCAGUCAUGACACUCAGCUUUUUGCAAUGGUACCAAAAGAAACUCAAAAACUCAAUAAGUGGCUCAAUCAGAGUAUUGUGCUGCCACGAAAUUCCGAGCUUUCUUUUAGAACUUGCGAUUUCGAAGGCCGAGGAACAACAAGAAUUGAUGAAGCGCCUUGCUGGCGACCCGUCGAUGCUUUCAAAAUUAAGCGAAAGGGGAUUAAGUCACGAACAGUGUACAGCGAGACUCGACCUAUAUUGGCUUCUUUGUGAUAUGCUCAGUAAGGACCUUCCUGCAAAUCUAUCUCCAUUUGAUCGUGAUCCAUCCGAAGAGAAUUCGCGGAGUUCAUUUCUCUUUGCGCCUCCAUCCAUCGAUCAAAAUGACGAGAAAAAGUUGGUCGCUUGGUUUGCAGGUUGGGCUUAUGCGAAUCUCGAUAAAUAUAGACGGUUCUACGUCUUUGGUUCUGGAAAAUCGAACAGAAGCUCUGGGGUUCCAGUGAGAAUGAUUCCAGAGUGUGAAAGCUUCCCACAAAAUUCCAAGGCCUUCCAGGAAGGAGGUGCGUUAGCGUGGGCCAGGCGAGGAAGAAAUCCGGUUUCAAUUGGAUGUACUACAGCACCAUCGGGCACAAAUGAACCUCGGGUUGAAAAAGCGGAAGUGAAGUUGAAGGAAUUCAAAUAUGAUUUUACGGAUGAAUGGUAUCCUGAAUGGAGGGGAAAACCAGGCGAAGGACGAAGUUCAAAUCAUAUCAUCGAGUAUCGAUGGAAUCGUGUCUUUGAGUUGCUCAAAAUUCCUUUCGAGGCGGGAAAAGUUGAAUAUUGAUUUAUGAAAGGGAGUUUUGAAGUUACUUGUGGAUUUACAUGAGCGUUCGUACACCCUUGCCAUUAUGAUACCAUAUGCUUUGUCUUUCGUGCAUGACGAAGCUACACAGAAAAUAACAAGUUUAAUGCCGUUGUCUGUUCA